Molecule: messenger RNA, 1968 nt
Organism: Ceutorhynchus assimilis (cabbage seed weevil)
Lineage: Eukaryota; Metazoa; Arthropoda; Insecta; Coleoptera; Curculionidae
Source: the annotation of a GenBank genome assembly
GCUGAUUACACACAGUUUACAGUAGUUUUCAUUCGACGCUACGCGGAUAGGACAUGGGAAAACAAAAAUAAAUCGUCGAGUUCACAUUGCAACUUUUACGCAUCGCCGGUCUUAAGUUUUAUAACGAAAAAUUUAGAGUUUUGAUAAUACAUUUUAAAAUAUUAUAAUUGAAAAUGUCCGAUAUUAUAGUGGAAAUCCAACAAGGGAAAUUGAAAGGCGCUACUGGUGAAGAUUAUUAUGGAGGGAAGUUUUAUAAGUUUUUGGGAAUUCCCUAUGCGAAAGCUCCUAAGGGAGAUUUGAGAUUUAAGGCUCCCAACCCCCCAGAAUCAUGGACUGAUAUCAGAAAUGCAACCAAAGAAGGACCAGAAUGUCCGAGUAGUGAUAUGUACUUUACUUACUUUAUCGGCAACGAGGACAAUUGCCUCAACUUGAAUGUUUUCACGAAAGAAUUACCAAAAGAAAGUGAAUCACUUAAAAAGCCAGUGAUGGUAUGGAUCCACGGAGGUGCUUUUGUAACAGGAUCAAAUAAAAGUGACCUCUACGGCCCUGACUAUUUGAUGACUCAGGACAUUAUUUUAGUCACUAUAAAUUAUAGAUUAGGUAUCCUAGGAUUUGCAAGCUUCAAGGAUCCGAGCCUUGAGGUACCUGGUAAUAACGGACUUAAAGAUAUGAGAAUGGCACUAAAAUGGGUACAACAAAAUAUUGAAAAGUUUGGAGGUGAUCCCAAUAAUGUUACCAUAUUUGGAGAGAGCGCUGGGGCAGCAUCUGUGCACUAUUUAGUUCUUUCUCCAUCAACCAAAGGCCUAUUUCAUAAAGCUAUACUACAAAGUGGCUGUGCUCUAAACAAUUGGGCUUGGGGCAAAAAUAAUUCAACAGAAAUUGCGAAGUGCUUAGGCUACAAAGAUACAGAAGAGAAGAAGAUAUUGGACAGGUUGCGGAAGGAAUCCGCCAAAAAUAUCAUCAGGGGUCAAGGCAAAUUGAAAGAGGAUUUUUCUGCUGGAUCCGUCCGUCCAUUUGGUCCAGUAGUUGAGCCUCCAUCAGAAGACGCGUUCCUAACCGAACACCCACUGAAAAUUUUGCAAUCCCAGAGCUGGAACAAAGUUCCUAUCAUUAUGGGAUACAAUUCAGGCGAAGGAAUCUUUUUCGAAUUAGUGAGAAAAACUGUGCCAGGAAUCAAACUCCCGCUAAAUCUCGAACAAGAAAUUCCAUAUGAACUUGGAUUGGCUAAUACUGAUAAGGGCAAAGAGAUUGCUGAAAGGUUGAAAGAAUUAUAUUUUGCGGACUCUAAUGAAGAAGAUAUCGACCAGGUUUAUAAGUUCAAAGGAGACACCAACUUUAUGUAUUCUAUUCAAAAAUCAAUGGAGCUUCUAUCAAAACAGUCUAAACCCGUAUACGCCUACAGGAUGUCCCUUGUCAGUCCACUAAACUACUUUCACAGAUUUGCCAUGUCAAAAUACUUUAAAACAACAAUUUUAUGUAGUUUUCUAAGUAAAUUAUCCACUAACUACGUACCAUUAGCAAAAACUACUAUACUCAGUUUAACUGAUAAGAUACCAAAGAGGAACAUAAGGGAAGGUGUUGUCCAUGCUGAUGAUCUAUUAUACCUUUUCCCAACAUUUUAUACUCCCAAAAUUAUACCCGGAAGUCCAGAAGAUCUUUACAUACAGCGAUUUGUGAAAAUGUGGACAAACUUCGCUAAAUGUGGUGAACCUACGCCUGAAAUAGAUGAAAAAAUGAACAAUGUUAAAUGGAAGCCCAUUUCACAAACAGAGAUUAAGUUUUUGGAUAUUGCUGAGGAUUUUAAGAUAAUUGAAAAUGUUGAUAAGGAAAGACUUAAAAUUUGGGACGAAAUCUUCGCUCACCUAAAAAUUUAGAUUCAAGAAAUUUCAUGUACGAAAUUGUUACUUAUUUUAAUACAUUUUUAACGUUACCAUGACUUGAUGAAUUACUAAAUUAAAUUUUUAAUAA